This is a messenger RNA of Coffea arabica (coffee), 746 nucleotides long. NCBI's taxonomy places the organism in Eukaryota, Viridiplantae, Streptophyta, Magnoliopsida, Gentianales, Rubiaceae. The record is from RefSeq and is a predicted model, not a curated record.
GAAUUCAAUACUAAUAAUCGAUUACAAGCAUUCAUUUGUUAGAAGAUGGGAAACUGUAUUAUCAAAGAAUCAUCCACACAAUGGGGAGGGGAUGAUUGGGGCUCUCCCUCGCCGGUGCCAUCAGAGGCCAAGAAAACCGUGUUUUCUUCUAGUGGGGUUGGCCAAGACAAUAAGUUGUAUGCGAAGCCAAUGAAAACAGAGGAGGAGAGUUUUCCUGGAGGAAAGAAGGGGGCUAAAUCUCUUCCUUCUUCUACCACGGCAGGGGCAGAGGUGAAGAUCAAGAUCACGAAGAAGCAAUUGGAGGAACUUCUGAGUAAGGUGGAUGUACAAGGGAAACCGGUGAAAGAGGUUUUAGCACUGUUGCUCAACCUUGGUGACGGAAAUGAGACACAUCCAAGGUCCUGGAGGCCUGCCCUGCAAAGCAUACCAGAGGCUGAGAUGUAAGGGCAGGUGUAAAUUAGGUCCUGUAAAGUUUGUUAAUUGUAUUCGUAUAUUUGUUAUGUCCUGUAAAGUUUUUUAUUAGGUUCUGAAUUCAGAUAUAGAACAAGGACCUCUCAGCCUCCAUUUAUCUCCAUCUUGUCACCACUUCCUUGAUCCCAAUGGAAAUGGGGUGGAAAUGGUUCUUGGAAAUUUUGGCCUGUGUGAAUAGGAAAGUAGUUGAACAUGUUUCUUUUUCCUUUGAUUAUUUUCCUUGUAAAUCUUUAAUUGAGAGUUAGUUACAUGAAUCAAAGACUAUAAGCAGCUAA